Molecule: messenger RNA, 1306 nt
Organism: Vitis vinifera (wine grape)
Lineage: Eukaryota; Viridiplantae; Streptophyta; Magnoliopsida; Vitales; Vitaceae
Product: OVARIAN TUMOR DOMAIN-containing deubiquitinating enzyme 2
Exons: 9
Coding region: 270-938 (222 amino acids)
Biological process (GO): endoplasmic reticulum unfolded protein response; protein deubiquitination
Cellular component (GO): nucleus; cytosol
Molecular function (GO): cysteine-type deubiquitinase activity
Source: RefSeq, a predicted model, not a curated record
UUCAGAAACUCUUGUUUAUAGAUUUAAAAUUUUUCUCUCUUCCCUUUUCUCUUUGCAAAUUUUCAGGCAGUCCAAACAAGCCCCACCUUACAGUCUUAGAAAUACAGAUUAGCCAGGGGACACCAUCAUCAUUACUUGCUUUGAAAAACCGCCUAUAAAUUGCUGACACAUGAUACAAGCAACUGAGAUUCCAUUCCCCACCACACCUUCCUUCUUUUUAUUCCAAAAGAAAAAUUCUAUCAAAGUAAGUCAUAUCUGUAUGUCUGUAUAUGUAUGAUACAAUCCUACAUGUCUGCAUAUUCAUUUGUAAGAUGGAAGGAAUCGUAGUUAGAAGAGUUAUUCCCUCAGACAACAGUUGCCUUUUCAAUGCUGUUGGGUAUGUCAUGGAGCAUGACAAAAAUAAAGCUGCAUAUUUGAGACAGGUUAUAGCUGCAAUAGUGCAAAGCGAUGCAACAAAGUAUUCUGAAGCAUUUCUUGAAAAGCCAAAUGAGGAAUAUUGUGCUUGGAUUCUCAACCCUGAGAAAUGGGGAGGUGCGAUUGAGCUUUCAAUAUUAGCAGAUUAUUAUGGCCGGGAAAUUGCAGCAUACGAUAUCCAAACUGGCCGAUGUGAUGUGUAUGGUCAGGAGGCAGGUUAUGAUGAAAGGGUUAUGCUGAUCUAUGAUGGACUGCACUAUGAUGCCUUGGCUAUGUCUCCAUUUGAUGGUGCUCCAGAAGAGUUUGAUCAGACUGUAUUUACAGUACAAACAGACAGGGCCAUUGGUCCAAUCGAGGAACUUGCCCUUAACCUUGUUAAGGAACAACAAAGGAAAAGGAGAUUUACCGACACAACCAACUUCACAUUGCGGUGUGGUGUAUGCCAAAUUGGAGUCAUUGGCCAGAAGGAGGCUAUGGAGCAUGCCCGAGCAACAGGUCAUGUCAACUUUCAAGAAUACAGAUGAUAGAAAUUAUGAGAAACAGAGAAAAACAUGCAUAUUUUCUUUCAGCGAACUCCAAACUCCAUGAGCCACAGUUGAUUGGAUUCUGUAAUGUAGUUGAUGAAGCAUUUAAUUGGAUUAUUUAAAACCAAUAAGUGCUUCAAUUUACCUGGUGGGAAACUGUUUUUGUACAAUUUUUAUGUUGUGCCAAAUGAAAAGAUCCUUCCGAUUGUGUUGAAGUGUUGUAUGUGAGAUUGAUGGUUGCUUUGAAUUGGGUUUACCCUAAGACAUCGUUUUCAGGCAAACAGCUAUCGUGGCCACUUGGGCAGUUUGAUUGAUUAUUGGUACAGAAUAUUAUAUAUUACAUAUCUGGGUCACCGCCUGAAGCUUUA